AUGGUCAAAGAAAGAAAGUUUUACGAUCUCCUGGAAGUCCAGGUAGACGCUUCAGAGCCUGAUUUGAAGAAGGCAUACAGGAAAAAAGCCUUGAGACUACACCCCGACAAAGGUGGUGACCCAGAACUCUUCAAGGAAGUUACACAUGCAUACGAGGUUCUUUCCGACCCACAAAAGCGCAGUAUAUACGAUACUCGUGGUGAAGCUGGUCUUUCCGAGCAAGGUGGAAUGGGUGGGAUGGAUCCCCAGGACCUUUUCAGUCACUUGUUCGGCGGUGGUGGAUUCUUCGGCGGUGGUGGCGGUGGCGGUCGCCCGCAGAGUGCCCGCAAGACCAAGGAUCUCGUACACCGUGUGAACGUCACACUUGAGGACCUUUACAAAGGGAAAACCACCAAGCUUGCCCUUACUCGCAAUGCACUUUGCUCCAAGUGCCACGGUCGCGGCGGGAAAGAGGGUGCUGUGCGAACAUGCACUUCAUGUAACGGACGCGGUAUCAAGGUCACCUUACGCCAGAUGGGCCCCAUGAUCCAACAGAUACAGUCCGGCUGCGACGACUGUUCGGGUACGGGAGAAAUGAUCAACGCAAAGGAUCGCUGCCAGCAUUGCAAAGGCAAGAAAGUCCUGCCAGAGAAGAAGAUUUUGGAAGUCCACAUAGACAAGGGUAUGAAGGGCGGCCAGACGAUAGUUUUCGCAGGAGAAAGUGACCAAUCGCCAAACGCCGAGUCAGGAGAUGUUGUUAUCGUCAUAGAAGAAAAACCGCAUGACCGCUUCAAACGUCAAGACAAUAAUCUCAUAACGGAACUGGAGAUUGAUCUACUGACAGCCCUUGGUGGUGGACGAGUUGCAAUCCGUCAUCUCGACGAUCGCGCCCUCAUGGUGAACUUUGUUCCUGGUGAGGUGGUCAAGAAUGAUGCCAUCAAGGUCAUACGUGGUCAGGGGAUGCCCUCGCAGCGACACCAUGAACCAGGAGAUCUCUUUGUGAAGUUCACUGUGAAUUUCCCCGACCAUAUCGACCCAGCCGUUAUCCCCUUACUUGAGCGGGCACUGCCACCGCGGACAGAGAUCGAGAAAUUCCUUAAGAAUAUUCAUCUCGAGGAGGUGGAUCUGGAGGAGCCUGACGCACGGUCUAAGGCGACUGCUAUGUCAGAUGAGUCGAUGGACGAGGACCACGAAGGAGAGCCGCGUGUUCAAUGUGCAAAUCAGUGA
Messenger RNA from Suillus paluster, 1206 nucleotides. RefSeq lists its product as uncharacterized. The record is from RefSeq and is a predicted model, not a curated record. Gene Ontology annotation, molecular function: ATP binding; Hsp70 protein binding. Gene Ontology annotation, cellular component: nucleus; cytoplasm; cytosol. Bases 1 to 1206 code for a protein of 401 amino acids. Lineage: Eukaryota; Fungi; Basidiomycota; Agaricomycetes; Boletales; Suillaceae. Gene Ontology annotation, biological process: response to heat; protein refolding. The transcript is spliced from 6 exons.